AUGACGUCUAAUCCCCAAAUCAGCACACUGCUCGAGGAGAUAUCAAGAGUCUGUUUCAUGAUUACUGCUAGACAGGUGUCUAGAAGUUCCAAUGUCAAACGCAAGAUCGAAGGCGGCGUUUUUCAGAUUGAAAUCACAAUACCCGCUGGAUACCCAUUUGAACCCCCGAAGAUGAAGUUUACAACCAAAGUCUGGCACCCAAACAUCAGCAGCCAAAGUGGGGCUAUUUGCCUGGACAUCUUGAAAGAUCAGUGGAGCCCAGCGCUGACUCUGAAGACUGCACUGCUUUCUGUGCAAGCACUUCUUUCUGCUCCUCAGCCUGAUGAUCCUCAAGAUGCUGUUGUGGCACAGCAGUACCUCAAAGACUAUCAGACAUUUGUCAAUACUGCUCGCUACUGGACAGAAAGUCUUGCCAAGACAUCAUCUCGUGGAAUCAAAGAGGAAGUUCAGAAGCAAAUUGAUGCG
Lathyrus oleraceus (garden pea) is the source of this 465-nucleotide messenger RNA. Its product is annotated as ubiquitin-conjugating enzyme E2 27. The annotation marks the transcript as partial. NCBI's taxonomy places the organism in Eukaryota, Viridiplantae, Streptophyta, Magnoliopsida, Fabales, Fabaceae. The record is from RefSeq and is a predicted model, not a curated record. The transcript has 6 exons.